Arachis ipaensis is the source of this 1291-nucleotide messenger RNA. The record is from RefSeq and is a predicted model, not a curated record. NCBI's taxonomy places the organism in Eukaryota, Viridiplantae, Streptophyta, Magnoliopsida, Fabales, Fabaceae.
GAUUAACUACAUUUUAUUUAUUUAUUUACUUUAAAUUUUGAAUUAUGGUUCAAUAUAAAUGACUAAAUGUGCAAGGGUCUAAUAUGCUUGAUUUGUGCUGCACUUUGUGUUCAGGAGAGUGAAAUUUUCAAUUACUUGUUGAUGACAUGGAGCAGUAUGAAGUACUUGAGCAAAUCGUAAAAGGUGCUUUUGGUUCUGCACUUCUUGUCAAGGAUCAACAUGAGAAGAAAAACAUCCUUGAAAUAUUGUAGUGGAUGAUGUUAAUGGCAGAAGGUUGAUCUUCUAUGAUUUUGCAAAUAAGGGUUGGCUCAACUGGUAAGAUCAAAGGAAUUAGGUUUGAUUCUCUUUUAGUCCUUGGUUGUAGACCAUCUGUAAUUAAUACGCAAAGAUGUCAUUGGGGCUCUUGGCAUGCACUGGCCUAGAAGUAGAAAUGAUGCAACCUUGGAUCCCACUUUUCUUUUCUCCACCAAAAGGAAAGGAAGUAUACUUAUGUUUAGCUGUAUGUUUUUUACUAGUUAAGUUUUUUAGCCUUGAAUCUCUUUUUACUACAUAUAAUAUUUAAUGUAGAAUAACUAGUUUGUAGUGAUGAACUUGUUUGUAAUCUAUUACAAAUUUGACCUUGCACUCUUCAAUUUUAAUUUUCUACAGUUUUGAAGAGCAUCUAACUGCACAAAGGAGAGAGAGAAAGAGAUGGCAACAGAUGAACUUGGAUUCAAAAAGCCAUUAAGCAUUCAUUGUCUUCUCUAUCCACUGCUAUAAGAGAGGAAGAAGGAGUAUAGAACUACCUAGAAAGGAAAGGGAAGAGAAAAAUGUCAUAUAUCUCUGUCCACUGCUUAUCUCUAUCCACUGCUAUAACAACUUCAGUUUGGUUGGUCCCCAAGCAUUCACAGCCACUAGAAGAUGCAUCACAACACCCUUUACUGCUAAAUCUGGAGGAUUUUCACUUAAUUCAAUACUUAAAGAUUGUGAGACCUGUAGCGGAAAAGGAGCCAUCGAAUGCCCUAGAUAGCUUUGUGAUUAUUUUGGUGGAAAUGAGUGAUCCCAAGUAUGCAUAUCCCUACCCUGCUCAAGGAGAAAUUGUUGUGCUGGUAGGUUAUUAUCAAGGUCCUCCAGUGAUGGCACCGCCACAAUAUGCUGCUGCACCACCACCAAGAAGAAAUACUGGCUUCCUUGAGGGAUGGUAAGCUUCCCAAUUUCAUAUUCUGCCAUCUUUUAUUAUUAAUUAAACCUACGACUAUGUUACGAGUGCACUAAAAUUAUAAAAUACAUGUUAAAAUAUAAAUUUACAUUU